Molecule: messenger RNA, 5094 nt
Organism: Seriola dumerili (greater amberjack)
Lineage: Eukaryota; Metazoa; Chordata; Actinopteri; Carangiformes; Carangidae
Gene: rictorb
Product: rapamycin-insensitive companion of mTOR-like
Exons: 38
Coding region: 1-5094 (1697 amino acids)
Biological process (GO): TORC2 signaling; positive regulation of phosphatidylinositol 3-kinase/protein kinase B signal transduction
Cellular component (GO): TORC2 complex
Molecular function (GO): protein serine/threonine kinase activator activity
Source: RefSeq, a predicted model, not a curated record
AUGGCGGUCAGCAGCAUCCGAGGCCGGUCGUCACGGAGCAGUCGGAUGCGAGGUCGGAAUGACAGCGGGGAGGAGAACGUGCCGCUGGAUCUGUCCAGAGAUCCUGCAGAGAACCUCCGUGAAAUCCUUCAAAACGUUGCAAAGCAGCAGGGAGUCUCCAACAUGCGCAAGCUCGGUCACCUCAACAACUUUGUAAAGCUUCUCUGCAGUGUCGGCCACUCAGAGGAGAAGCUUGGCUUCACAUAUGAGGAGAUAAUUAUUUGUCUUCGGCUAGCGUUGUUAAAUGAGGCCAAGGAAGUCCGUGCAGCUGGAUUACGAGCUAUGAGGUACUUGAUCAGAGACAGCAAUGUACUGGAGAAGGUGCUUCGUCUGCAGGUGGACUAUCUGAUUGCGAGGUGUAUAGAUAUCCAGCAAAGUAAUGAGGUUGAGAGAACGCAGGCUCUCAGACUGGCACGCAAGAUGAUCACUGUGAAUGCGCUGCUUUUCCCCUCCUCUGUCACCAACUCCCUCAUCGCCGUGGGCAACGACGGGCUGCAUGAACGAGAUCGUAUGGUGCGGGCCUGCGUCGCCAUAAUCUGUGAGCUCUCCUUGAAGAACCCUGUUGUGGUGGCACAGCGGGGCGGGCUCAGCACCAUCCUGAGGAGCGUGACCGACUGUCAGCUGAGUCGCAUCAAUGAAGCUCUCAUCACCACCGUCCUGCACCUCCUCAACCACCCUCACACCAGGCAGUACGUCCGCUCUGACGUUGAACUGGAGCAAAUCUUGGCCCCUUACACUGACUUCCACUACAGACACGCUCCUGACAUAGCAGAGGGGCAUCUCAAGGAGGACAGGGAGGCUCGAUUCUUGGCCAGUAAAAUGUCUAUAGUCGCCUCAUUUCGUUCCUGGUCUGGCAUCAUUAACCUCUGCAAGUCAGGCAGCUCUGGGAUCGAGUCACUCAUUGGUUUGCUCUGUAUACCAAAUAUGGAAGUGCGGAAAGCCUUGUUAGAGGUGCUGUACGAUAUCUUCCAGCUCGCCAUUCCUGUAGUGACCGCAGACUUCAGUGAAGCUCUUACUAGUGUAGACCCCAGCAGGUUUCAGGACAGCUGGCGGUUCUCUGAUGGAUUUGUGGCCUCUGAGGCUAAAACGAUCCUCCCACAUCGAUCACGCUCGAGACUGGACCUGAUGGACAACUACCUGGCUCUGGUGCUGUCUGCCUUCAUCAAGAGUGGACUGUUAGAGGGUCUUGUCGAGGUGAUCACAAGCAGCGAUGAUGCCACGUCCAUUCGUGCCACCAUCCUGGUGGGAGAAGUCCUCCAUCUGGCCAACACCAUCCUCCCUCAGAGCCACAGCCACCACCUGCACUGCCUACCCACCCUCCUCAACAUGGCCACCUCCUUCGAUAUAGCUCCUGAGAAGAGACUGAGGGCGAGUGCUGCAGUCAACUACCUGAAGUGCUUUCAUGAGAAGAAGAAGAGAGGAGUCCGACCUCACAGUCUCUACCUGGACCACAUCCUCCGCACGUCAGGAGCGCUGCACUACUGUCGAGACCAGACCUACAGACCUCACAGAGACGCGUUCAUCGUCAAGGACACUGAGGACUCUCUGAUGGCCAACAUGAGAGACAGUCACAUCCUCAACCACAAGGAGAACCUGGACUGGAACUGGUGCCUUAUUGGAACCAUUUUAAAGUGGCCAAACGUUAGUCUACGCAGCAAUAAGGAUGAACAGAUCCAUAAGUUUGUGCGGAGGCUGCUCUUCUUCUUCAAGCCCAGCAGUAAGCUGUACGGCAGCCUGGAGCUGGAGCAUCCCAAAGCCAGACAGCUGACUGUGGUCGGCUGUCAGUUCAUAGAGUUCCUGCUGGCGUCGGAGGAGGAUGGCCAGGCGUACUUAGAAGACCUGGUAAAGGACAUUGUCCAGUGGCUGUUUUCCUCUCCUGGGCUCAAACCUGACCGCAGUCUGCAGGGCAAUGGGCUGCUAACCACUCUCAGCCAACACUACUUCCUCUUCCUGGGCACCCUAUCAGCCUACCCGCACGGUGUCAAGAUGCUAGAGAAGUGCAGCGUCUUCCAGUGUCUGUUGAACCUGUGCAGUCUGAAGAACCAGGAGCACCUGCUGAAGCUGACCGUCUCCACGCUGGAUUACAGUCGAGACGGUUUGGCUCGAGUCAUUCUGUCCAAAAUCCUCACGGCCGCCACUGAUACCUGCAGGCUGUAUGCCACCAAGCACCUGCGGGUCCUCCUGCGUGCCAGUGUGGAGUUCUUCAGUAACUGGGGCAUUGAACUUCUGGUGACUCAGCUUCAUGACCGCAACAAGACCAUCUCCAUGGAGGCACUGGACAUCCUGGAUGAAGCCUGUGAAGACAAGGCCAUCCUUCAUGCACUGACAGAGAUGAAACCUGCCGUCACACACCUGGGGGAUAAAGGUGUGCUACUGCUGCUAAGGUUUUUAUCUAUUCCAAAGGGCUUCUCCUACCUUAGUGACAGAGGAUACAUCACUAAACAGAUGGAGAAAUGGCAGAAGGAGUAUAACUUGAAGUACGUGGACAUGAUAGAGGAGCAGCUGAAUGAGGCCCUGACCACAUACCGCAAGCCUGUUAACGGAGACAACUAUGUACGCCGCAGCAACCAAAGGUCACAAAGGCCAAAUGUUUACCUUCCUGUGCACUUGUAUGGUCAACUGGUCCAUGAAAAGACCGGCUGUCAGCUGCUUGAAGCCCAGAACGUGGUUCCUGAUUUAAGCUUCAGUGUUCGAUCUCCAGUCCUGGACAAGUGGGAGGGAAUCAAACAACUGAAGGCAGCACUUUGGGCUUUGGGAAACAUAGGCUCAUCAAACUGGGGUCUGAACCUGCUGCUGGAGGAGAGGGUGAUCCCUGACAUCGUGGCUCUGGCCCACCACUGUGAGGUUCUGUCCAUUCGAGGGACGUGUCUGUACGUGCUGGGUCUCAUCAGUAAGACGAGGCAGGGCUGCGACACUUUGAAGCAGCAGGGCUGGGACGCUGUGAGGCACAGCCGUGGUACACUGUGGCCUGUGGUGCUGGAGGAGCUGGAGCCGCAGUCCAAACCCCACAACCUGCUGUCCUCUGUCCCCGGUGUCUUCAGGCUGAAUGAGUCCACCGGCUCCGGGCUCAACAACGAGACAACCAGCUUACAACCCAGUGAGUCCAAACCCUCCAGUGUGUAUAAUCUGGAUGAUGAGAAGCUGGUAGAAGGCUGUGACUUCUCAGAAGAGUUGUCAUUGUACAUGUGCCCUAAACUGAUGAAGGACCGAGGUCCUUUCAACAUGCUGGCAUCUAGCCGCUUCCGCAACCGCCUUCUCCACUCACUGUCUCUACCCGGGAAGAAGUCUCGCACCAGCCCGUACCCUAAAGGCAGCAGCCAAGGAGGAGGAGGAGGGCUGGAUGGAAAGCAGGGGCUGAAACCUUCCAGCUUAUCAUUUGCAGCAGCAGAUUUUCUCCCUAUUUACAACACCAGUCCCUCAGGUGAGAGGGAGAAUAAAGCCACAGAGAAUGGUGGGAGCACACCCAGCAUCGGGGAGGGGGAACUGGACGCGUCAGGGGUCCGUACAGGUGAGAACCGGCAGAGCAGCUAUGAGCGUCUGGCUGAGGAUGGGCCUUCAGGAGGCGGUGGAGCCCAGUUCAAAAGCCGCAGCCAGAGCUUUAACACAGACACCACCACCAGUGGCAUCAGCUCCAUGAGCUCCAGCCCCUCCAGGGAGACCCUGCCCCCCACCACAGACCCAGACUGUGUCAGCCUCAACACUGUGAUAAGUGCCCAGACCGUCCAGAACACGCACUCUCUGACACCCCAGCCCUGCUCCACACCGCUCUCCAUUCCCAAGUCCCUCUCUGCCUCUCUCAUACCUCCAGGCUCCUCCCACACCUUGCCCCGCCGAGCCCAGUCCCUCAGGUCUCCCUCAGCCACCGCCCUGAGCAGCUUAGCCGACUGCAGCCUCAUGUGCUCCGGCUCCAGAGAGGCGCUGGGAUAUGCCACCCACAACGGCUGCACAAGUCCUCGGGACGCACUGGGCUACGCCACGCUCAGGAGGCUGCAGCACCAACGCAUUCAGCCCUCCCUGUCCCACAGUGAAGCCCUGGCCUCCCCAGCCAAAGACAUAUUCUUCACUGAUGCCAUCACCAUGAACACAAACAGCCCGGAUUCCAGACUCACUUCUCGAAGAUUUCUGAAAGCUCUGAGCUUUGCGUCUCUGGAUAAGGAAGACCUGCUGAGCCCAAUCAACCAGACCACGCUGCAGCGCUCCUCCUCUCUGCGCUCCAUCGUGUCCACUGCCACCUGUGGCUCCUCUGUUGACUACAUAGGCCUCGCCUUGCCUGUCAACAUCAGCAACAUGUUCCAGAUUAAAGAAACAGUUUAUUUCCAAAAGAAGACGAGUCCACCGUCUGAGGACCACUCUCGUCUGCUGCGUGUGUGCUCAGGCCCCAAUGAUGGGCGUGGGCCAGCGAGGCUUCGCUCUCAGCUCAGCAUCACCGAGCUGAUGGCGGUGAGCCGCGAGGAACAACAGCUGAUGCUGGGCUCAGAGGAGACGGGUCUGCAGGAGCACAGUGACACCAACUGCCUGUACUGUGCUGGACUGUCCACGCUCGGCUUCAACUCUCAACAUGGCAACUCAGAGGUGAGCCCGUUAUCUGAGUGGUGCAGUCCAGCUCCAGCAAACAAUCUGGAGGUCAUGGUCCAAGCCAAGCUGUCAGGGGUGUCUGGAUUCAGUGACACUGUGUCCCAGGGAUCUGGGGGGAGUGGUCACAGCACAGAACUUGUUUUGGGGGUGAAGUCCAUCCCAGAGGACGCGCCGGCCGGCAGGGUCCUGCUGAGGAAGGAGGUGCUUCGUCUGGUCAUCAACCUCAGCUCCUCUGUGGGGACCAAAAACCACGAGACCAGCCUGUUAACGAUCAAGGAGAAGUUCCCCUAUGCAUUCGAUGACAUCUGUCUAUAUUCAGAGGUGUCCUAUCUGCUGGCUCACUGUAUGUUCCGACUGCCCUCACGCCGCUUCAUUCAGGAGCUCUUCCAAGACGUGCCCUUUAUACCACUGUAUGAAGAGGCAGAGAGCAUCCUGUCCAUGUCCCCACAGAAGGAUUCAGCUCACCACUCUGACCCCUGA